AUGAACCCCGUGGGCAGCAGCUUUCCCCGGGACGAGGAGCCCCUGAUCGAGGAGCCCUCGGUGAACAGAUGCGGCCAGCAAAAGCCACACGACCACUUCCACGGAGCCUACAUCAUUUUUUUCCUCCUGGGCGUCGGGUCCCUGCUGCCCUGGAAUUUUUUCAUCACGGCAAAGCACUACUGGAUGUACAAGCUGCAGAACUGCUCGGAUCAGGCGGGACAGGCGGCGUCAGAUCUGCGGGACUAUUUUGAGAGUUACAUCUCCAUCGCUUCGACUGUGCCCUCAGUGCUGUGCCUGAUUGGGAACUUUGUGCUCGUCAACAAGGUGCCCGCCAGCGUCCGGAUCCUGUCCUCCCUCUUUGUCAUGCUGGCCAUCUUCUUGGUGAUCACGGUGCUGGUGAAGGUCGACACCUCAGCCUGGACCACUCGGUUCUUCGCCCUCACCAUCGGCUGCGUGGUCGUCGUCAGCAGCGCCUCGACCGUCUUCACGAGCAGCAUCUUCGGGCUAAGCAGCCGCUUCCCCAUGAAGAACUUGCAGGCGCUGAUCUCGGGUCAAGCCAUGGGUGGCACGAUCAGCGCAGUUGCUUCUCUGAUCGACCUGGCAGCAGCAGCCGAUGUUACGGACAGCGCCCUGGCCUACUUCCUCACCGCUGACAUCUUCAUCGUCAUCUGCAUCAUGGUCUACCUCCUCCUGCCCAGGCUGGAGUACUCCAGGUAUUACAUGAGCAGCCAGGAGGAGAGCCCAUCGCUGGCCGCUGUGUUACCCAACAGCUCCGUGGAGGACGAGGCAGAGCUGGGAGGCACCGCAAACACCUCCUUCCUCACCAAAAGCACCAGCAUCCCCCCACUCCGCCCUAUCCUGCGGAAGACCGCCUUCCUUGGCUUCUGCCUCUUCUACGUCUUCUUCAUCUCUAUCAUCAUCUUCCCUUCUCUCUCCUCCAACAUCGAGUCUGUCAGCGAGUCCUCAGGAAGCCUGUGGAGCACCAAGUACUUUGCACCGCUCACAAGUUUCCUCCUGUACAACUUUGCCGACUGGUGCGGGAGGCAGGUCACCGCCUGGAUCCAGGCACCCGGCCCCAGGAGCAAGCUCCUGCCCGCCUUCGUCCUCCUCAGGACCAUCUUCCUCCCACUCUUCAUCCUCAGCAACUACCAACCCCGGGCUCACAUCCGGACAGUGGUCUUUGACCAAGAUGUCUACCCGGUGGUCUUCACGGCGCUGCUGGGGUUGAGCAAUGGCUACUUGGGGACGUUGGUCAUGGUCUACGGCCCCAAGAUCGUGCCCAAAGAGCUGGCCGAGGCGGCAGGGGUGGUGAUGACGUUUUACCUUGUGCUGGGGCUGGCUGUGGGCUCCGCUUGCUCCGUUCUCGUUGUCCACCUCGUGUAG
Apaloderma vittatum (bar-tailed trogon) is the source of this 1383-nucleotide messenger RNA. It is a transcript of the gene SLC29A3, whose product is annotated as solute carrier family 29 (equilibrative nucleoside transporter), member 3. Gene Ontology annotation, cellular component: plasma membrane; Golgi apparatus. The coding region runs from base 1 to 1383 and encodes 460 amino acids. Gene Ontology annotation, biological process: nucleoside transmembrane transport. The record is from RefSeq and is a predicted model, not a curated record. The transcript is spliced from 5 exons. NCBI's taxonomy places the organism in Eukaryota, Metazoa, Chordata, Aves, Trogoniformes, Trogonidae. Gene Ontology annotation, molecular function: nucleoside transmembrane transporter activity.